UUGAUGUUUAUGACAUGUUCGCAGAAAAGCAUUGCCGGGGCCGGAAGAUAAAAAUCGCUUUAUGCCAAGAAUUGCAAGAGAGGAUGGACGAUCUUAAAGACGAGUUAGAUUCGUUGCGAUCUCAAAGUCAUGACGAAGAGCAUCAAAAAAAGGCCCUAGCAGUGUUGCAACGUGUAGAAAAAUGGAAUCUAUUUGGAGACAUCCACGAGCACGUACAAAACUUCUCUGUUGCCAGGGAUUCUUUUCUUGCUCAUCUCGGCGCAACGCUAACAGCGGGUAUGAAACAUGUAAUCACCCCUUCUACAGCAGAAGGAGCAUUCCAUUACUAUGAUAAAGUUUCUAUUCAAAUAUACGUAAUCACUGAAGAGAGAACUAGACAUAUCGGUUUGCUGCCUUUAGACAUUUCCCAAGUAAAGGAUGCGAUUUCAACACUCAGACUUCCGUCCCAGACAUUCCAAUACAAUGUUCACUUGAUAGGACUUUCUGAGGAUCCGGCCCUGGCAAUGGCAUUCUCAGUUGCGCGCCGUGCCGCGGUUAUACCUGUCUUGCAAAUGAAUGGCGCACACAGCCAAUCAACUCGUAACUAUCUAGACUCGAUCAUUCUCCAACACCAGCUCCAACAGUUAACCGCCAGAAGUCCGAGAUCAGUUCCGAAGUCGACGCUGGAAGUGCCAGUGUUCUGGUUCAUCAGAUCGGAUGAGUCUGUGUUUAUUGACAAGCACUAUUUGGCAAAGGCACUUCCGGAUAUGGUUAUUGUUAUGCAGUCUGCUCAAUCAUCGUGGCCAAGCCACCUACAAUGCAAUGGCAAAUCAAUCGAUUGGGAUGCAAGCUCACCUAUCAAAGCCGCCGUUGCUGCCGUCGCGGAGCACUUGUCCGGCUUGAUGCCAACACACCUGACUUAUAGCCAUGCACACGAUAAUGCCGACGAGGACUGGACGUGGUCCGCUGGAAACCAUCCAUUUUCUGGCACCUCAAGCGGCUACACGAUAUCGUCUCUCCACACGGACGCAAUAGCCAGAAGUUACAUCGUCUCCGCUCUGGACGAAUCGGUGCAAGAGAUGAACGCGGUGUUUGAACGACUGUCCAAAGAGCCAACCCACGAGAGAGUGUUCAGACCAUUUAAGUCGAUGGAGCGUCAGUUACUGCAAGAAUACAAUUCAGUUGUGGGCAUAUGGAGACAAAUUUCUAUCAACGUUGGGAAAGCAAGAUUCGACGACGCUGUUCGGUCACUCUCAUCACUGAGACAUGCGUCUGAGAGAUUAACACAGCAAACAGAUGCGAUAAUCACCGCGCUGCACCCCUUACAUUGUACCCAACACGGACACCUUCAUGUUCCAACGGAGCUGUUUGCCUGUUUUGGGCUUGCGAUGGUGGCUGUCAUGCUGCGGUAUGCAUUGUGGCCGAGAAGAUUAAAGCCCAAAAUCAACUGAGAUAUAUUUCCUAACUUUUUAAAAGCCAAGUCUGCUAAGAACUUCACCGAGAAUUUUGAGAGAGACAAGGCGUUGGUAGUGUUGCGAUCCUGUUUUCCCACCUUGUUUUCAUAUAGAUAUAUACAUGGUAUCUAUUACUAUAUGUUUUCCAUUA
Molecule: messenger RNA, 1584 nt
Organism: Selaginella moellendorffii
Lineage: Eukaryota; Viridiplantae; Streptophyta; Lycopodiopsida; Selaginellales; Selaginellaceae
Exons: 11
Coding region: 15-1430 (471 amino acids)
Source: RefSeq, a predicted model, not a curated record